This is a messenger RNA of Neurospora tetraspora, 1143 nucleotides long. Its product is annotated as heterokaryon incompatibility protein-domain-containing protein. The annotation marks the transcript as partial. The transcript is spliced from 2 exons. NCBI's taxonomy places the organism in Eukaryota, Fungi, Ascomycota, Sordariomycetes, Sordariales, Sordariaceae. The record is from RefSeq and is a predicted model, not a curated record.
AUGCUCUAUCUUAUAUAUGCCGCCUCAUCAGUUAUCACUGGUCCCCUGGUCACGUUCUUCCCACGCCAGCACACGCUAGAUCACAGCCGCUCCUGGCUAUGCACUUGCGUUCACGGACGUGGUGAGACCCGGCAUGCUGCUGGCCCAUCGUAUAGGCCUAAGCGACUGCUCGCUAUCAGCCAAGGUGAUCCUCAGACCAACUCAACGUUUGUUGUCAUCGCAGACAAUACCCAGAGAGUUCCGUAUGCGACUCUCUCAUACAAAUGGGGUCAGGGGCAAGAACCAAUAUUGACCAAGAAAAUGUUGAGGGAAGGCCCAGGUUCUUUGCAAUUUCACAUCGAUCGCCUGCCUCAAACUAUUGCCGACGCCGUGUUCGUCUGCCAGUCACUCGGGAUAGGGUACCUGUGGGUGGAUGCUUUGUGUAUCAUCCAAGACGAUGGACAGGAUAAAGCCGAGCAGAUUGGACAGAUGCAGCAGAUAUAUAGCCAAUCCACCAUUACGAUUGUCGCGUCCAGGGCCAACUCUUCAAGGGACGGAUUUCUUCAUCCCCGGCUUUUGGGGGAUGCCUACUGCCGACUGACCUACCGCAGUAAGGGAGGAAAUGAGGGCAGCAUCAUCUUACACCGCGUGUCAAGACAAGAAGAGGCAUUGGAGCCUUUGCAUGAGCGUGGUUGGGCAUAUCAGGAAUUCUUGCUUCCGCCUCGUGUCAUUGACUACGGCAGAUUGCAGACAAAAUACCACUGUCGGGAAUGCGAGUCAACAAUUACAGAUGGCGGGAGGAGCUCUGAAAGCGCCAAGAUGCUGUUGACACGGCGAGGGGCAUUCUAUGAGCUAUUGAAGAGGUGCCGUGCAACAUGGAACCUGAAAUACAUGUGGUGUCUGUUUGUGGAGGAAUGUAGUAGACGGCAUCUCACCAUCCCAGCUGAUCGUCUGAAUGCCUUCUCCGCCAUUGCCGAGGUUGUCUCCAAACUUACUGACCAAAUGGACGAGUAUCUUGCCGGCCAUUGGCGGUCAAACUUGCCACGGUCCCUGAUGUGGCGCAACCUCGACGAACUCGGGGUCAAGUACCAUUCCUCGGAGGAGUAUAUUGCUCCCUCAUGGUCAUGGGCUUCCGUCGUGGGAAAAGUCAGGUUUGGCGGUGGU